AUGAGUCAACUGGCGUUGCGUGACUUUCAAAUAAACUCAGUGGCCCCUUACGUUAUAGUCUAUCCAGGUAUAUACCGAUCAACGGACUGUUCACCCUAUUGUAAGUAUGUGCAAAUCAUAACUUCGCAAUUUUAUUUGGUUUUUCAGGUAUCAUGGAUACGCAAAAGGGAUCUCCACAUCCUGACUGUUGGUAUAUUGACAUACACCAAUGAUCAACGAUUCCAAGCCAUGCACAGUGAUGGUAGUGAUGAAUGGACGUUGAAAGUGACAUCACCGCAGGUGCGAGACAGUGGAAUAUAUGAAUGCCAAGUAUCGACGGAACCGAAAAUCAGUCAGGCCUACAAACUGAGUGUAGUUGUAUCCAAAGCUGAAAUUUCCGGCAAUAUGGAGUUGUACAUUAAGAGCGGAAGUGACAUAAACCUCACUUGCACAGUACUUCAGACACCCGAGCCACCAUCUUUCAUCUACUGGUACAGAGGUGAUCACGUCAUAAAUUACAGUCAACGUGGUGGUAUAAGCGUUGUAACGGAGAAACAAACCAGGACUUCACGUUUGUUAAUAUCACGAGCCCUCCCAGCUGACUCUGGGAAUUAUACCUGUGCACCGUCAACAGCUGAAUCCGCGAGUGUUCUGGUGCACGUGCUUAAUG
Molecule: messenger RNA, 649 nt
Organism: Diachasma alloeum
Lineage: Eukaryota; Metazoa; Arthropoda; Insecta; Hymenoptera; Braconidae
Exons: 4
Biological process (GO): synapse organization
Cellular component (GO): neuron projection membrane
Source: RefSeq, a predicted model, not a curated record